Messenger RNA from Pichia kudriavzevii, 1587 nucleotides. RefSeq lists its product as uncharacterized. The coding region runs from base 1 to 1587 and encodes 528 amino acids. The transcript has a single exon. Gene Ontology annotation, molecular function: ATP hydrolysis activity; ATP binding. Lineage: Eukaryota; Fungi; Ascomycota; Pichiomycetes; Pichiales; Pichiaceae. The record is from RefSeq and is a predicted model, not a curated record.
AUGACCAAGGGGCUACCGCUAGUCAAACUUUUGGAGGCUUGGUUCCUUAGAAACACACCAGUAGCAGCCAUUGGGAAACAACCAAUGCCAGUUUUCUCUUCUCCGGUAUCAUUUAUACUAAAUCCGAAGCAGAGACUUGCCAUUGUUGGUGACACCUCCAAGACCGACUUCCUGUCCGUAUUAGCAAACAAAUAUGUGGCCGAGCCUCCCCAUUCUAGAAGCUAUCCAGCGUCUUUGAAGGAUCCGAAAUUCAAGACAGAACUACUAAGGUUUGUUAACAACGGAUCAUGGGGUCAUGGUGCCUCAAACUCGUCGGGUGGGUUCACACAUUUAUCAUCAAGAUAUGAGUUUUUCAAAGACUUGGAGGUUGAUGAAAUUGUUGAGAAUUUCAUUGCAGAUAGAUCGUAUAAUUCGAAUAUUGAAUACAGCAAGGAGAAGAUAAGUAAACUAAUCCAUAAUUUAAACUUAGUUGGGUUACAGGGACAAUUCAUCACCACUCUAAGUAACGGGCAGUUUCGGCGUGCAAGAAUUGCCAAGGAACUAUAUAGGGAGCCUGCUAUCCUAUGUAUCGACGAUCCAUUUUUAGGGCUAGAUCCUUUUGCCACUAAUACAGUUAACGAUGUGCUAAAGAAAACAUCUUUCGAUAAAAACAACAAGACUACUAUUGUCCUAGGAUUCAGGGUUCAAGACGAAGUUCCGAAGUGGGUUGAACAUGUUGUGAUUGUAAACCAAACAGGUAUUGUUAAACAAGGUACAAGAGAUGAGUUGUUAUAUGAUCUGGAGAGGUUGCAAGAUGAUUUCCAUAGAAAACACAACCAGCUAGAAAAUAAGUUGAGGGCGAACUUUGGACAGCAACGUAAACCUUCAAAUAGAGAGGUACUUCAAGGAAAUAAAUCUAAUUCUCCAAUUAUUGAGAUGAAAAACACCAAUAUAUCAUACAAGGGUAAACCAAUUAUUAAGGACCUCAAUUGGACUGUUAGAGAAGGCGAAAAGUGGCAUAUUAGAGGGCGUAAUGGAUCGGGUAAAACGACAUUGCUCUCUUUGAUUACAUUAGAUCAUCCCCAGUCAUGGAAUAGAACAAUAAAAGUUUUUGGAGUUGAACGGGCUCCUGGCAAAGUGAACUAUUUUGACACGAACAAAUAUAUUGGAUUUACGUCUCCAGAGUUACACGCCAUUUAUCCGAAGGAUCAUACUGUCUUUGAGACCAUUUCCACGGGAUUCGUAGUUGGCUCUUAUAUCAGGCCACGUGACAACCUAACCGCUGAACAAGUCACCAAAAUUAAUCACUAUUUGACGCUGCUAGACAUAUCCCAAUUGAAAGAUGAGAUCUUUGGUGAUAUCCCUGUCAGCAAGCAAAAAUUGGUACUUUUGGUAAGAGCGAUUAUAAAUGACCCUAGAAUAGUUAUCCUAGAUGAAGCUCUAAGUGCCAUGGUUGAUGAAGACGUCAUCAAAGGUAAGAUACUAAUCGAUAACUUAGAUGCCACAUGUUUGGUGAUUGGGCAUGUUGAGGAAGAAGUUCCAAAGUGCAAUAAGUAUAUCCUCCUUAAUGAUGCUAAACGGGGGCAUUAUGAAAUUGGUAAUGUAUGA